This is a messenger RNA of Salvia miltiorrhiza (redroot sage), 528 nucleotides long. RefSeq names its product 60S ribosomal protein L17-2-like. The record is from RefSeq and is a predicted model, not a curated record. Lineage: Eukaryota; Viridiplantae; Streptophyta; Magnoliopsida; Lamiales; Lamiaceae. Gene Ontology annotation, biological process: cytoplasmic translation. Gene Ontology annotation, molecular function: structural constituent of ribosome. Gene Ontology annotation, cellular component: ribosome; cytosolic large ribosomal subunit. The transcript has 7 exons. The annotation marks the transcript as partial.
CUACAGGUGAAAUACUCGAGAGAGCCCGAUAACAUCACUAAAUCUUGCAAGGCUAGGGGAUCUGAUCUCAGAGUUCAUUUCAAGAACACUAGGGAGACAGCGCACGCCAUCAGGAAGUUGCCUUUGGGCAAGGCCAAGAGGUACUUGGAGGAUGUGCUUGCCCACAAACAGGCCAUACCUUUCACUCAUUUCUGUGGUGGUGUUGGGCGAACUGCUCACGCCAAGAACAGACACUCUAACGGACAAGGUCGCUGGCCAGUGAAAUCUGCCAAGUUCAUCUUGGAUUUGCUCAAGAAUGCCGAAAGUAAUGCUCAGGUGAAAGGUUUGGAUGUGGAUGCACUAUUCAUUUCUCACAUUCAGGUUAACCAGGCCCAGAAGCAAAGGCGCCGCACAUACCGUGCUCAUGGAAGGAUUAACCCCUACAUGUCGUCACCUUGCCAUAUUGAGUUGAUUUUGUCAGAAAAGGAAGAGCCUGUGAAAAAGGAGCCCGAGUCGCAGUUGACGACGAGCAAACCGAGGAAGUCUUGA